Spodoptera frugiperda (fall armyworm) is the source of this 2121-nucleotide messenger RNA. RefSeq names its product proton-coupled amino acid transporter-like protein pathetic. Lineage: Eukaryota; Metazoa; Arthropoda; Insecta; Lepidoptera; Noctuidae. The record is from RefSeq and is a predicted model, not a curated record. The coding region runs from base 677 to 1990 and encodes 437 amino acids. The transcript has 8 exons. Gene Ontology annotation, cellular component: vacuolar membrane. Gene Ontology annotation, biological process: amino acid transmembrane transport. Gene Ontology annotation, molecular function: amino acid transmembrane transporter activity.
AGUCGGCUUUAGUACGUGUUUACUGUGACCGCGUCUCUCACUUUUCUCAAGUAUUCGCAACUAAAUAUUCAUUGCAAUAAAAAUAUGCAGAGCCAAUGUAAUUCGAUUCAUCAAGCCAAUUCAAUCAAAUAAAUUUCAUUAAAUUAUUUAUGCAAGGAACAAGAAUUUUAAUAGUGUAUUCCAAUGUUUGGUUAAAACCAAAUAUAUAAACAAGAACAAAAGUGAUUCGGAAAAGUGUUUGGACAGUUUUAAUCCCAGCAAUCAAGUUAACUCACGUUUUUCUUAACUUUAUGUCACUAUGAGAAGUUUUAUUUGAUGAACAUUUUUAGAGCAGAUUUUUAUCACUUUAAUGACAAACCAAAGAAACGUUAUCCUUCUCAAGAAUUUAUCUUUCGUAAGAGAUAAGGGUUAAUGACUGUAAAAUAUUUGUAAGAGUAAUCGUCAAUACAAAUAAGAAAAAGUGUGCAACCUUCACAUACUGAUGCCUGAAGUAGAAUAGUAAAGUGAUAUCACAAAAUACCCGUGGUGAAGUGGACGCUAAUUGUUUAUUGACAACUACUAAGUGUUUAUCUACAACAAGAGCUGAUGUAACAGGAACUUAACUACCGGAAAAUUAAUAAAAUCACUGCCAUUUCAGGCUAUAAUUUCCCUGUGAGCGACUUUUAGUUUAACAAACAUGGGUGAGAAAGAAAAAAAUAAAGAUAUUGAAGAAUACAAUCCCUUCGAGCAUCGGCAAGUUGCGAAACCAAAUUCAGACCUCAGAUCCUUGGCUAAUCUUAUAAAGUCUUCAUUGGGUUCAGGACUGCUUGCUAUGCCUUUAGCAUUCUCGAAUGCUGGUUGGGGAGUCGGCAUUGUAGGAACUAUAAUAGUGGCAUUUAUCUGUGGACACUGCGUCCAUAUAUUUGUAGAAACAUCCCGAGGGUGCUGCCGAUUAGAGAGGAAGCCUUUACUAAGUUACUCUGAAACGUGUCGGUCAGCGUUUGCAAAUGGACCCAAAUGUGUCAGACCACUCGCCAACUUUGCGCAUUUGUUUGCGGAAUUUUCCUUAUGCUUCACGUACCUUGGCGUCUGUUGUAUAUUUACUGUGCUAAUAGCAACUUCGAUUAAGCAGUUAUUUGACACAUACUUGACGACGACGGACAUUCCAGUGGAGCAAUAUUGCCUAAUGCUACUGGCGCCGCUUUGCCUUCUCUGUCAGAUCAGGCACUUGAAGUGGCUCGCUCCAUUCUCCUUGCUUGCCAACAUCCUUCUGUUCGCCACCUUCGCAAUAUGUCUCUACUACAUAUUCAGGGAACCACUGACGGUCAGCGACAAAAGUGUUGUUGGAGAUUUAUCAAGACUACCAGCGUUUUUAUCGACUGUGAUCUUCGCAAUGGAAGGAAUAGGAGUGGUGAUGCCAGUGGAGAAUACGAUGAAGAAACCCCAACAUUUCCUCGGAUGCCCAAGCGUUAUGGUGAUCGCAAUGUCUUUGGUGAUGUGCUUCUAUACAAUCUUAGGAGUGUUCGGCUACCUCAGAUAUGGAGAAGCCCUCAGAGGAACUAUUACGUUAAACCUCCCGAUGGAUGAUUGGCCAGCAAUAUGUGCAAAGUCUUUCAUAUCAGUGACCAUUUUCCUAACCUACCCUCUUCAUUUCUUCGUUGUGAUUGAUAUAUUCACAAGAUACGUCCAACCACGUGUGCAAGAAAAGUAUCACAACGUAAUGCAAAUCUCUACCCGGAUCAUAAUUGUCUGUUUUUGUGGUGGCAUUGGUAUCGCGCUUCCAUUCUUGGAACAGAUCAUCAACCUGGUCGGUGCUCUGUUCUACUCCAUCCUUGGUCUCAUCAUACCAGGCGUCAUUGAAACCGUCUUCCGAUGGGAAGACCUUGGCAGAUACAACUGGAUUCUAUACAAGAACAUCAUCAUCGUCUUCUGUGGCAUGUUCAGUCUCGUCUCAGGGUGCACCGUCACUAUCUCUGAUACCAUAGAAAUGAUUCACCAGAAAACUGAAUAAACAAAGACUAUUUAAAACAGUAUUCUUGAUAAUUACAUUAAGUGAAGUACGAUAAUCUGUGAUUAGUUUACAUAAUUAUAAAGUUAAUUUAAUUAUUGUUGUAAAUAGGUUAAAUAAAUUAUGUCAUACUA